This is a messenger RNA of Pseudogymnoascus destructans, 789 nucleotides long. RefSeq lists its product as uncharacterized. The coding region runs from base 1 to 789 and encodes 262 amino acids. Gene Ontology annotation, biological process: mycotoxin biosynthetic process. The transcript is spliced from 4 exons. Lineage: Eukaryota; Fungi; Ascomycota; Leotiomycetes; Thelebolales; Thelebolaceae. The record is from RefSeq and is a predicted model, not a curated record.
AUGUCUAAAUUUAUCGCUAGCGAUUCCCAUGUCUCCUCUGAAUAUUCUUCAAAACAUGCCGACUCAAGCACAUCUCUAAUGGUCGGGGAUGAAGGACUACCUUUUGAUGCUGAUAGUCGUGGCCAGUUUAAAGGAUCACGCCGCUCUACUCGACGAUGUUUUACACCAUGGCAAAACUGGCCACUUAUAAUUACCUUGCUGUUUCUUAUUGCUGGCCUUUCAAUCUGGACCCAUGUAAUUAUUUUGGUGGGAAGGUUUCGGUGUGAUUCUACGCCCGCAACUGAUCAUUUCGGGCCAGACUUGCCCUAUUCGAGUCGAGUAACAUUCCAGCCUCACAAGUUUUAUGGCGGAUUACCUUCCAAUGCAACGGAUGAGAUAUGGCAGAGACUGUCCCCGCCCGGCGACGGGAUCAUCGAAGUUCCAACAGAGUACACCACCAGUCUGGCCGCCUCACUCCCUGCGCCCAACAACCCUGCCACAGCGAAAGUAUACGGCGUCUCCAUGUUCCACCAACUUCAUUGUCUGAACUUUCUUCGCACUGCCUACUACCCUGAAGGCAUCACAACAAUGUCCCCCGAAGAAACCCUCCUCCACCGCGACCACUGCUUGGACUAUAUCCGCCAGGCAAUAAUGUGCGCAGGCGAUGUGACACUCGAGCCCCUGACAAAAGCUGGUAUUAAUGGCAUGGGAGCUGUUCAUCAAUGCCGCGACUUUGAUCGUAUUUUCAGCUGGGCGUAUGAACAUGGCUUGUAUAAAGCGAGGGGGUCGGACGCUAGAACACGGCAAUGA